AUGUGUAGUGAAAUACGUACCACGAUCACUUGCCGCGUAUGCCGCAGACUUAUGGUUGAAGCAGCGACUCGCACGAGAUGCCAGAAAGCAAUCGACGAAAACUAUCAGCCCGAUGAGUGUGAGGACUGGAUUCCAUCUGACCCGCAAGAAGAGUUUACGGUGUGCAACAGGUGUAGGAACCGACCUAACGGGGUGGAUAACGGACAGGUUAACGGACAGGUUAACGGAGAGGUCAACGGAGAGGUCAACGGAGAGGUCAACGGAGGGGCUAAUGGGGGAGUCAAUGGGGGAGUCAAUGGGGGAGUUAACGGACACGUUAAUGGAGGCGUUUGA
Fusarium sp. VM40 is the source of this 333-nucleotide messenger RNA. NCBI's taxonomy places the organism in Eukaryota, Fungi, Ascomycota, Sordariomycetes, Hypocreales, Nectriaceae. The record is from the annotation of a GenBank genome assembly.